AUGGCAUCCCCCGCGAAAAUCCAACCGCGGCGAAGUAUACUCGAUAGACCUAUACUUAUAGCUAUACCUAUUCUUAUCGGAUUGUUCCUCACUCGAUCGCCGUUCUUCAUGUCGGCUCCUACGGUAGAUCUCGCUGCCGCGGACGGCAAGCCUUGGGCUGAUGCCCCUAUUAAGUUGGUUACGACGCCGCAGUUUGAGACUAAGAAGACCGACAUAUUCACCACCGGCGCAACCCACAUGGCCCUCCUCCACAACGCUAUCCUCCGCGGCUUCAACUCCGUCUACCAACAAGCCCCACACGUGCGCCCGGGCGACCGAGCUGAUUUCGUCGGAUACGCACUUACGUGGCAUAAAUUCGUCGCUACGCACCACGAUGACGAAGAAACCGUUUUAUUCCCCAAAGUCGCGGCGUUGCUUAACGACGAAUCGGUAUGGGAGGGCACGCAUAAGGAACAUGAAGCAUUUUUAGGUGGAUUGGCGAAACUUGAGAAAUAUUUAAGGAGUACGGAGGCAAAACCUAGUGAGCUGUUUGAUGGGACGGAGUUAGUUAAGAUCAUGGAUGGGUUUAAGGAAUCGUUCGAGAACCAUUUUCAUAGCGAGAUUAGCACGAUUGCGGGAUUGGCAGACCAUGCGAAUGCCCCGAAACCCGGGUCGCAGGAGGAGACGGAUGCGUCGAAUACGUUUCGUGCUUGGGGGAAGAAUACGGUGACGAAAGCUGGUACGCUGGACGUUGUACCGUUCUUUUUACUGAAUUUGGAUGGCACGGCGGAGGAGGGCGCUUGGGCGAAUUGGCCACCUAUGCCUGCGCCUAUUCGUUGGGGCUUGGUGAAUAUUGCGGGUGCCUGGCAUGGUCGGUGGUGGAGGUUUAGUUCUUGUGCUGGGGGUAGGCCGAGGGAGCUAUACGCUUUGAAAUAA
Messenger RNA from Hypoxylon trugodes, 915 nucleotides. RefSeq lists its product as uncharacterized. The transcript is spliced from 2 exons. NCBI's taxonomy places the organism in Eukaryota, Fungi, Ascomycota, Sordariomycetes, Xylariales, Hypoxylaceae. The record is from RefSeq and is a predicted model, not a curated record. The coding region runs from base 1 to 915 and encodes 304 amino acids.